UGUUUAAAGUCUAUUUAUAGACAUCAAUCAUGGCAUGUGAGUUUAAUGGUGGCGUGAUAAUAGGUGCUGAUUCUCGAGGUACAACGGUAGCUUACGUCUCCAACCGCUUUGCCGAUAAACUGACGCGAGUGACAGAUUAUAUUUAUUGCUGCCGUUCCGGCUCGGCGGCAGACACACAAGCAAUUGCUGAUGUUGUAGCUUACCAUUUAGGAUUGCAUCAGUAAGAUAUCAAAAGACAUCUGUAAAUUUAUUGUGUCCAAUUUGCCGAUUAUAAGGUCACUUUUUCCCGAUGGAGCUUGGAAUGCAGCCCUUGAUGGAAACUGCUGCUAACGUAUUCCGUGAAAUAUGCUACAACUAUCGAGAUUCCCUCAUGGCUGGGAUUUUAGUCGCAGGAUAGGAUAAGCAAAAGGGUGGCCAGGUUUAUAGCAUUCCCAUAGGUGGUAUGUGUGUGAGACAACCGAUCUCGAUUGGUGUCCAGAUAGCACACUGAAUUCACAAAGUAUUCUUUAAGUUUUCUUUUUCUGAAUUGUAAUUCUUUAGGAAUUCAUAGAAGAAUACAAUAAUAGUGACAGAGAAAGUUACAUGCACCAUAAAUCGUUUUCCUGACAACUUCUUAAAGUAUUCAUCUCGAAUUCAAUAAAUGUAAACUUUAUGAAUUCAAGGGGAAUAGUGUUAGA
Vollenhovia emeryi is the source of this 677-nucleotide messenger RNA. Its product is annotated as proteasome subunit beta type-6-like. The transcript is spliced from 2 exons. Bases 30 to 224 code for a protein of 64 amino acids. NCBI's taxonomy places the organism in Eukaryota, Metazoa, Arthropoda, Insecta, Hymenoptera, Formicidae. The record is from RefSeq and is a predicted model, not a curated record. Gene Ontology annotation, cellular component: proteasome core complex.